Plenodomus lingam JN3 is the source of this 306-nucleotide messenger RNA. The record is from RefSeq and is a predicted model, not a curated record. Lineage: Eukaryota; Fungi; Ascomycota; Dothideomycetes; Pleosporales; Leptosphaeriaceae.
AUGCACUACUUGAAGUUCCGAGGUGACACAAUCGACCUGCGAUCCUGUAAACCGACUGGAAUAGCGGUGGGAUGCCACGUCGACGGGACGCAAGCUCCAUCUUGCCGAUUCUACGUUGUGCCCAGCGUCUUUUUCGAUUUUUCACGCUUGUUCGUUUCACAGAAGGGUGUCGUCGGCCUGGAAUAUUCGAGGUUCCACUUCCCGGAGUCUCGACUUCUCGACAAGUUCGCACAGACUUGGGGUCUUCUCCGCUUGGGGUCUUCUCCGCUUGGGCAAGCAAUGGCAUUCAAUAUGGACCAUGAGUGA